Messenger RNA from Magallana angulata, 633 nucleotides. Its product is annotated as complement C1q tumor necrosis factor-related protein 3-like. The record is from RefSeq and is a predicted model, not a curated record. Gene Ontology annotation, molecular function: protein binding. The transcript is spliced from 3 exons. Bases 1 to 606 code for a protein of 201 amino acids. Lineage: Eukaryota; Metazoa; Mollusca; Bivalvia; Ostreida; Ostreidae.
AUGGCAAAUAUUGAAUUGAAUGGAAAGGAAAUUAACAAUGAACUUGAUGUUUGUUUUCAGGCAGUGAAGAAGUGCUUGAUCGUCGGCCUUACUCUCAUGUAUAUGACGUCAGCUGAGAACAAUGACCCCAGUGCUUUCGUAAAAAGUCUCACAGGCAAUUGUCGGGAAAUAGGAUGGGAACCAACUUUUGACAGACAUGCCAGGAAUAGUAAAACUGUUGCCUUUCAUGUCUAUCUGACGAAUUCUAUCUCAAGUCUUUCACAAAAUCAGACAAUCAAGUAUGACCAUGUAAUAACAAACAUUGGUGAGGGAUAUGACAGAACUACCGGUAAAUUCACGGCCCCAGUUGACGGGGUGUAUUCCUUUACUUGGACUUAUUUGACAAAGCAUGGAGCAGUAGCAUAUGUUGGCCGAGUUAUUGAUGGCAAACAAGUCGUCUGGGCGGUCAUUUAUGACCAGACUGCCACUUGGGCACGUACUACGGGUCACCUAGUCGUGAAGAUGAAGAAGGGCAGUCAGUUCUGGACACCUAAUACUUCAAAAGAAGUAACUUACAUACAUAAUUUAUUUACUUUUUUGAGCGGAUACAAAAUUUCUGACGAAUGAUUUCUGUUUUUAAUACUGAACAUUGGG